Acanthochromis polyacanthus (spiny chromis) is the source of this 4398-nucleotide messenger RNA. Its product is annotated as zinc finger protein 485-like. Gene Ontology annotation, biological process: regulation of transcription by RNA polymerase II. The coding region runs from base 628 to 2508 and encodes 626 amino acids. The record is from RefSeq and is a predicted model, not a curated record. Gene Ontology annotation, molecular function: RNA polymerase II transcription regulatory region sequence-specific DNA binding; DNA-binding transcription factor activity, RNA polymerase II-specific. Lineage: Eukaryota; Metazoa; Chordata; Actinopteri; Pomacentridae. The transcript is spliced from 5 exons. Gene Ontology annotation, cellular component: nucleus.
AUUUUUAAAAAAUCUUAUUUUAUUCUUGCUGUCCUGUGAUGGUAUCUGACUGAGGAUUUUGAAAUCCAUCGCUGAAAUAGUUUUGCCUCUAAUUCUGAUCUGUUUUUUUAAACAUAGGACGGGGCAUAGAAAACAAAAGCACAGUUUACCUUUAUGUUCUACAAGAGGAAGUAGAAUAUAAAUGUCAAUGUAUGGGAAACAUGAGUGCCCAGGUGAUUUUACAUGUGACUGUGUAUGUUAAAUACAACUGCAUUUAUCAUUAUUUUUUAUUUAAGUGUAAUUAUAUUUGAGGAGAAAGAAACUUAAUAGAUCGAUAAAUCCUAAAGAUACAGAUGGAUUAAUACAAAACGUUUCUUUUUUAAAUGUGAACCGUUGACAAACCAAAAGAAAAACCCUAACGUGAGUGUAUUAGUAGUUCGUCCCCAGUCGGUGUACGCCUGACACCAAACCAUUCGCCCUCCGCCGUGAAGCCCCGCCCCUCCAGCCGCUGUCACUGCCGCAACAGCAGAUAUGGCUUCUGUUAGCUAAAGGCUGCUGGUAAUGGAGAUGAUUUGACCCCUUUCUUCUCACCUUGUUACUAUUUAUUUAGCUUAUUCAGCACACAGACGGUCAGAACUUAAACCCAGAAUGUGCUCUGUUGUCGGUUGUGAUUCGUUUCGUAGAAACGCGAAGCGGUUUAAGUUACCAGAAGACCCGGAGGAGAGACUGGAGUGGGUCCAAUUUGUUCUGGAAGUCAACGGACAGCGACUGAAAGAAUCCUCCUGGACUGAUAUCACCAUCUGUAGCGAACAUUUUACUAAUGACUGCUUCGUAGAUCAGAGUUUACAGCUGAGGUCCGGUUCUGUCCCAUCACUGUGUGCCAGGUCAGAGCCAGAGGAAGCUCAGGAGUCUGUGGAAACCACACAAGUUUUUCCUCAGGAUGAUCAACUCAGAGCAUGUGACAGUCCGGCGUCUGCUUCAGAAAAGUCUUCCAUUUGUAUGACUGCCCCAGAAAGCCCAGUGCCAGGUGACACCUCUGAUUCUUUCUCUGAUUAUGGAUCCUUGCUACAGAAAGUUGUGAACAUUGAUAUGAUCCAGGAAAAAGCUGCUCUUCUUCAGAUGAAAGGGAAGUAUGUUGUGAAUGAAAACCAACUCCUGCAGCUGUUCAACAGCAAGUGCCCUUUCUGCGGUUCUAAAGUAAAUGUGGAGAAGGCUGCCCACGGGGUCGUCGUCGUCUUGAACCAGCAGUGCCUGAGCUGUGACUACAGAAACCAGUGGAAAAGUUUAGUCAAUGCCAGCGUCCCUGCAGCUGAAGAGAAACCCCUGCCAGGAGGGACAGGAGUCAAAUCAGAGACGGUGUCAGUGGAUGAUGAUCACAGCAGCAUCACUCGUGUCUCUGAGUCAGUUGAAGUCACUGACAAGCAGAGUGAGCCAGCAGACGAAGCAGAGGAGUCCAGUGAUGAAGGUGGCACGGACUCAGAUGAGAACUGGAAGCCAGUGACGCAGCCAAACGAGGUUCAGAGUGAUUCUGAGGAGGACAGUGAAAGUGAAUAUGAAGGUGAUUAUCCGUCUCUCUUCCCCCAACACAGUCAGCUCUGCACGGAUUGUGGAAAGUUUUUUAGUAAAAGAAAGUCACACACCUGUGAGCACAAGAUAAAGCCCUAUUCUUGCUAUAUUUGUGGCAAAAGGUGUGUCAGUGAGAUCGCUCUAAAUUCUCACAGCAGAAUCCACGAUGAAAACUAUGAGCAUCGGUGCAAAUAUUGUCAUGUUGUAUUCAAAACCAAGGUGGCUAAAAUGACUCAUGAGCAGACCCACCAAACUGAAGGAAAACCCUAUAAAUGCCCAGACUGUUCUGAGACGUUUGCCUCUAAUAAGGAGCGAACACUUCACCUGGUAGAUCACAGAGGCCCCAGGCAGCUAAAGUGUCACAUCUGUGGGAUUGAAUUCAGCCGCCCUACUCCUCUCCGGAGACACUUGGCGGUUCACACUGGAGCAAAGCCGUUUAAGUGCUCGGUGUGCCAACGUGGCUUCAACCAGUCGAGUCACCUGAAAUCCCACAUGCGCCUGCACACGGGGGAGAGGCCUUACAAGUGUCAGCACUGUGAGAAACGCUUCAAUCACAACGUGAGCUUGAAGAGUCACAUCCAGCGUUACCACACAUCCAGCUCUGGAUGUGUGCAGAAUAAAUGUCAAGUAAACAAAACUGUGAGUGAUGGGGAGAAAGAGCAGACUAAAGAAAAGGAGGUAGAGAAGGAGAGGGUACAUGUGCCAAAAAAGAGGAGCACUGGUAGACCCAUAGGACGGCCUAAGAGAAAUACGGCAGGAGAAAUGCAAGGUUCAAAUAAGAAGACCGCCAAAGUAAAAGCACGGAGGAGAGCACGCUGCAGCGACGAAGAUCGUGACGUAACUGUGGAGGAGGAGGAGAGGAGUGAGAAAGUCGCCCCACGCAAAUCAAAAGGAAGACCAAAAAACUCUGACUGUGACUCAAGGAAGCGUCGGUUGAAGACUUUUAGAAAGACACGGACCUAAAAAACAUUAUUGAGUUGAAGAGACAAUUAUACAUGAACUAUUAAACAUGAAGGGCUCAAUGUAAACUGGGAUAUCUUCAGAUUUCAUUGUUUAUUACUGUUAAGACUCUAUUUCACCAUUUUAAUCCAGUUAACUGGUCAGAAGUGGGUAAAAGUAAACUAAACUGGCAAAAUUUCAAGUGCCUGUUUUCUGCCAUAAGAAAGCUGUAGAAGAGGAUGAGAAGUGCUCUCAUAUUAGUGCCAUCAGUUCUCUUGUACCACAGUUUGUCCUCUGUUGGGUUAGUGUGUACAAUUAGGCGAUAAGGCAAUAAUCUUUCAUUCUGGUGAUAGACUUUUCAUCUAUACAAGAAGAAAAUUACUCAGUAGAAAUCAUUAUGGGCAGAGCUCCACAAAGAAAACAUCAUGAAAAUGUAAAGUUUCAUAAACAAACUUCAAGUGAACUCCCUCAGUGAAGACAGUGAAGUCCUAUUUGCCCUCUGCUCUGUUCUGCCGUGAUGGCUUCCAAGAUCUGCCAGCUGAGUCUAUCGUCACCGAUUUACUUCCAUUUUUUUGUUUUACAUGUAUGAAUGUAAGAUAGUUUAUUCAUUGUUAUUUAUUUUAAUGUCUAAAUUUAUUUGUAUGUGUUUUUUUAAGCUGUUGUUCUGUUAAUGUUAAAAUUAUUACCUGCUUACCUUGAUAAAUAGGCUGAAGUGGUUAAAUUCAAAGUAAGGUUGAUAAAUAUCAAUCAAACCUUAUUUUCUCCUGGCCUUAAUUAAAAUACCUCAUUGUAAUAAUUGUAGAUUAAUACUGAAGACAUCCAAACUAUAAAAGAAUACACAUGGAAUUAUGUUGUACACAAAAAAGUGUCAGUCCCAGCCCUAUUUACAGUUAUCAGAGGGUUGACGAUGCAUUUCAACAACUUUGAGCAAACAGAGCCUGAAAAGCAACUUCAGUUGCGCAAGAAGCUCAUAACUGAAGAAGGAAUACAGCGGUUUGAUUGAGGAAACUGAGGUUUCCCCUGUAGGUGGUUAUAAUGUUGUAAUGCAAUUCUAUAAUGUCAACAUGAAAAGCACUCAGAGAGCACAGUACUCCGCCAAGGCUGCUCUGUCAUAUAUGAUUUCUGAGGGAUAAGUCCGCAGUGGUGGAUCUGUAGUAGGAUCACAAUCAUGUGAUCGUCAGCAGGCAGUGUUCACUUGUUGUCAUAGUUACAGUGACGCCAUGCCGCUGUCUCGCAAUGAUACGGAAAUCCUUAACACAUCCGUGGAUUCAGACUAUAAUCCACAUCACUGUCCUAAUCUAAUCAAUUGGUCCUUGUGUCAUUUCUGACCUCUGAAAAUUUCAUCCAAAUCCAUUAGUCCAUUUUUAAGUAAUAUUGUGAACAGACAUACAGACAAACCAACCGCAAUCGUCACAUAAUUCUGCCGCGUUCCUUGGUGGAGUAAUUGUAACAAAUUGUUUGUUUGUGCAGAUAAAUAAGAAGCUAAUGUCAAGACAAGUCUGUAUGAUUUUGUAGUGGGAAAACUGCGUGUUACUCUCAGCAUUAACAGUGACUCUGCUCUAUUUAAAGGUGGAGUUUCUGGUGAAAGAUUGUUCCUAUUUCAGCAGAUGUUUAUGUGUUAUCAUGUGCCAGAUUUACUAUCCCUGUAGCUCUUACUGUGAGGUGGUGUAUAAACACUGGACUCUCUUUCAGCAUGCACACAGAAUGGACAGUUAACAGAGUGUAAUGGGAUAUGGACUACAUUUGAUAAGUGUAUUGAAUUAGAAUUGCAUACUCAGUAAACUGUGACAGCGAGACCCUGAAACUAAAUUAACUUCCUAAUGUAUCUUCUGUUUAAACUACUGCUAUUCCUGAUGUGACAUUUCAAAGUGUCCUGUGUGAAAAAAGAAAUAUUGUUCACAUGUUUGACUUUCA